This is a messenger RNA of Hypomesus transpacificus, 2252 nucleotides long. It is a transcript of the gene napba, whose product is annotated as N-ethylmaleimide-sensitive factor attachment protein, beta a. Bases 129 to 1016 code for a protein of 295 amino acids. Gene Ontology annotation, cellular component: vacuolar membrane; synaptobrevin 2-SNAP-25-syntaxin-1a complex; terminal bouton. The transcript has 10 exons. Lineage: Eukaryota; Metazoa; Chordata; Actinopteri; Osmeriformes; Osmeridae. Gene Ontology annotation, biological process: regulation of synaptic vesicle priming; intracellular protein transport; SNARE complex disassembly. The record is from RefSeq and is a predicted model, not a curated record. Gene Ontology annotation, molecular function: soluble NSF attachment protein activity; syntaxin binding.
GGGGUGUCGUGUCCGAUUGUCAGUCAGCUCUCCGCAGCAUCAGCACCAGCACCAGGCGCAUUACAGCAAGGUCUGCAGUCGAUCUGUUUCCUAGCUUCUCGCAUCGAUAACACAUAGUCCCGAUAGCGAUGGACACCUCCGGUAAAGAGAAAGAGGCCAUCCAGCUAAUGGCGGAGGCUGACAAGAAGGUCAAGUCGUCCGGGUCGUUCCUCGGUGGCAUGUUUGGAGGGAAUCACAAGGUGGAGGACGCGUGCGAGAUGUAUGCCAGAGCAGCCAACAUGUUCAAGAUGGCCAAGAAUUGGAAUGCUGCAGGGAACGCUUUCUGCCAGGCUGCAAGGCUCCACAUGCAGCAGCAGAAUAAACUGGACUCGGCCACCAGCUUCGUUGAUGCUGGCAACGCCUACAAAAAGGCCGAUCCUCAGGAGGCAAUCAACUGCCUAAAUGCAGCCAUUGAUAUCUACACUGAUAUGGGCAGGUUCACCAUCGCAGCCAAACACCACAUCACCAUCGCUGAGGUGUACGAGUCUGAGCUGGUGGAUAUAGAAAAGGCGAUCGCCCACUAUGAGCAGGCUGCAGACUAUUAUAAGGGGGAGGAGUCUAACAGUUCUGCCAAUAAGUGUCUGCUGAAAGUUGGCCACUACAGUGCCCAGCUGGAGCAGUAUCAAAAAGCCAUUGAGAUCUACGAACAGGUUGCCACUAAUACCAUGGAUAACCCACUGUUGAAGUACAAUGCGAAGGAGUAUUUCUUCAAAGCUUCCCUGUGUCACUUCAUCGUAGACGAGCUCAACGCUAAGCUGGCCAUAGAAAAGUAUGAGGAGAUGUUUCCUGCCUUUGCGGACUCCAGAGAGUGCAAGCUGUUAAAGAAACUUCUGGAUGCUCACGAGGAGCAGAACUGCGAGGCGUUCACGGAGGCUGUGAAGGAGUAUGACUCUGUGUCUCGUCUGGACCAAUGGCUGACCACCAUGCUGCUGCGCAUUAAGAAGACCAUUCAGGGAGAUGCUGGGGACCUCAAAUAGGGAGGGAGGGAGAAAGGGAGAAAGAAUAAGGGAGGAGUCAUGAGAGGGAGGGGGAGUGGGUUAGAGCAGGGGGUGGGGUAAGGUUUGUGUGUCGUCGUCAGUGUAAAUAUACUGUUAGCUUCUAACACUCUGCAUGUAACACUCACAACCUUUCCCAGACCCUCCCUGGAACAUUGGACCGUCCUUCCUACAACCUUCCUACAACCUUCCUACAAUCUUCCUACAUCUUUCCUACAUCCUUCCUACAACCUUCUCGUAAUAUUUCUGCAUCCUCUUAACAUCCUUCCUACAAUCUCUCCACUGUCUUUACAAUGACACUUUUUGGUUCUUGUUUCAAAGUAAGUGUUGGCCUGUACAGAUUGAUUGAGUGUGUGUGUGUGUGUGUGUGUGUGUGUGUGUGUGUGUGUGUGUGUGUGUGUGUGUGUGUGUGUGCGCGCGCGCGGGUGUAUGAGUGAGACAGAGAGAGGAAAUGAAAGGGGUGUGUGUUGUUGUGGUAUUAUAAUAGUAUAACGUUAUGAGAUAUAUAUAUAUAUAUAUAUAUAUAUAGGACUAUGUUAAGGUCCAGUGUUAAACUUGUGUCAACGUAAUGGUUCUUGUCCAUCCUGUAAUGUGUGAUUACUGUGUGGCCACUAGGGAGCGCUCUUACACACAGUUGGAGGCUGGGGUGCACCCGAAAGAUCAUUUCUAUAGCAUCCUAAUAUCAAAUGCAUAUAUAUCAUUAUUGACGUGCAUACAUACAUUAUAUAUUAUCACUGUAUCAUACAUAAGCAUUGUUACAGUCAAAUGGUAAGUGUUAUAUCAAGAAGAUAUAGCAAGAUAUAGAAGAUUGAUAUGUCUGAUCUAUUCAGAAAGGUUUCAAGGACACUGUUACGCCUGUAAGUGGGGUUUCUGAUCACAUGGAGAAAGAUGGCAAUAUUCUAUUUAAUUAGGUAGCUAGCUAACUGCUGGGCUAAGUAUAACUUAUUAUUAAGUAUAUAGUACUUGACCAAGGUUAACUUCCUCCAAGCCUCCAGGUCGCUUGGCGACUACCCUAGUGGCUGACUGCUGUCUAUGUGCUGUGCUGUCUGUGCAUGUUGUCAUGGUGACAUAUGUGGUGUUGUAAAACAGCGAGGGUCCAUCCCCAAUCCCCGGACCCAGAGUUGUAGUCAUCCAGGUAUCACGUUUGUAUGGUGUAUCAUGUGCUGAAAAGAUGUACAUUAAUAAAAUAUCUCCACACUUGACUCUUGGAUUGGUUGA